AUGAUUUACCCGAACGGGACAUUCUCUGCUCAUUCAUCGCCGCAACCCGCAGUUCAUCCUUCCCCACGUCCUACGCCUCCUCUCUUCUACUCCUGGUCGAACCUUGGUACAAAUCAAGGGCCGUGUCCAUCCAAAGUGCCGCGAGCCGCUGUCGGCCCCUUUCACACACGGCGUCACCAUUCACGAAUAAACGGACGUGCUCUUAGGGAAAAUGCACGAGAUUUAUACUCACGCCCGAACAGCAUGAACGGGCAGAAUCAUACACCAAUUGCAAAUAGAGCGAACGGACUUAUGGAUUAUGUGCAAAUCCCCAAAAUCAGUUUAGGGGCAUCCGCUGCGGAUACGACCUUCCCAGAGCAUUGUACCGACCACUCGCUCGACACAUGGAACCAGAAAGCGUUCAACGAUGUCGAGUUCGCCGCGUUGGACCAAAACUUACCGGAGCUCGCACCCAGUGCCAUGGCCAACGAUGAUGAUGAUGCCAUCGUCGACCUAAGGCGAUACCCUAAUAUUGAAAAUGAGUAUGCGCAUGCAGACCUCUACUCGGGGGAUGUUUCGCGACGCGUUUCAGACUCCUCCUUCUCCUUAUCCAGCGCUGGUCCAAUACCCGAGGUGUCUUCUCAUGAGGACUUCCCGACAUCAGAAGCACCAUCCUAUGUAUCGGACCGUGAUGGGUGGAGCAACCUUGAACAGGCUCAACAUCUUCUCUCGCCAAUGCCGUCACCUAGACACUCAUUCCCUGGACCGAUACGCGACUCUUCCCGCUCCUGGGCAUCACCUACCUCUCACUCUAGCAUUAGAACUUCCCCUUAUAAUAUGGACAGCGGUCGAAAUAAAAGAUGGUCUACUGGCAUGUACCCCUCCACGCCUUCUCCAGUAACUCAGGGCAAUAAUUUCAAUAAUCGCCUUUCCUUCUAUGGUGGAUCGCCACAUUACCCCCGGCACUCGGCAACCUCGUUCCUCACGCCCGUGAAUACGACUUCGGCACCGAUGCUUCCGUCUUGGUCAAAAAACAUGCUCUCUCCCCAACCGAAUUCAAUCCCCGCUGCUCAACAUACCCUUUUCUCCUCCCCAGACACGGCUUUCCCGCCUAAUCCUUCUCGGCAAUACCUCCCUUCUCAAGGAUUCUUCCGAUCACUUCAGUCGAAUGGCGAUCACAGCACUCCAGGUUUUGAAUCCUCUCACUUCGCCGCUCCCUCGGACCCACCUGAUCUGUAUUCUUCUCUCAAUGAUCCUCCAUCCGACCCGCCCGAGUCAGACAUGAAAUCCUCUGACCCAGAUCUCGUCCCGCAUGAGCAAGACCUUCGUUUUUCCGGCGAUCUGUAUACCCCACGCUGGGUACGGGGCCACGGCAACAAACGUGAGGGAUGGUGUGGGCUCUGCAAACCCGGUCGAUGGCUCGUCCUGAAGAACUCCGCCUUCUGGUACGACAAAAGCUUCACCCAUGGCGUCAGCGCGGCAACGGGGGCAGCAUUCCGAGGGCCCGGGGAGACGCGCCGUACCGAGCCAAAUAUGGACACCUGGGAGGGGCUCUGUAGCAGUUGCGGCGACUGGGUGAACCUAGUGAGCAACAAGAAGAAGGGCACAACGUGGUUUCGGCACGCAUACAAGUGUCAUCCCCACCCGAAAGUUAAAGACGGCCCGAAGCGCCGUCGCGAGUCCGCCAACCACACCCAACCAUCCCAAGCUCAUCCGAAACUGCGUCUCCACACUUUCUCCAACGCAUCGAACGCCACCCCCUCCUCUACGCCCACCAGCUCCUCGACGAACACCGUCAUCUUCGGUUCUCCCUCCACAUCUCGCAACCCCCAGGAUGACCUUCCUUUCGCCAGCGCUCGUACCGACGACCCGGGUGACGAAAGCGGCGGUGCCUUGCUAUCGGCACCGUCGGGCACGAGGGGGACCAACGUCGUCGCAGGUGUGAAGCGCGAGCGAGAAGUCACACCGCAGUUUCGGACGGAGACCGAAACGCGGGCGUCGGCGUCGGAUCGGGCGUAUGCGCGGAGCUAUGCUGUGGAUCUUCCGGAUCAAAAGACGGCGACGGCGUUGGGAAGCUUUGUAGGGAUUCUUUAA
Molecule: messenger RNA, 2073 nt
Organism: Eremomyces bilateralis CBS 781.70
Lineage: Eukaryota; Fungi; Ascomycota; Dothideomycetes; Eremomycetales; Eremomycetaceae
Exons: 2
Coding region: 1-2073 (690 amino acids)
Source: RefSeq, a predicted model, not a curated record